Gamsiella multidivaricata is the source of this 420-nucleotide messenger RNA. RefSeq lists its product as uncharacterized. The coding region runs from base 1 to 420 and encodes 139 amino acids. The record is from RefSeq and is a predicted model, not a curated record. NCBI's taxonomy places the organism in Eukaryota, Fungi, Mortierellomycota, Mortierellomycetes, Mortierellales, Mortierellaceae. The transcript is spliced from 2 exons.
AUGUCCUUCUCUGAAGCCCAUGCUACUUCGCCGGACAAGUCAUCCACGAAAAAUUCAAGGAAAUGCCCCUACACUGAUCCUUUUUCCGAAACUCUGUCCACCAAUCUGGAAAAAGAGGAAGAGCCAAUAACCUCGGAGACCUUGGAGAUGAUUGAGAAGCUGCAGAAGGUCGAGCUAUUGCAGAGCCAGAUCAGAGAAUUGCGGAAGAUCGCGCCUCCCAGCAAUACAGCAAUUCAAGGCUCCAAGCAAGGAAGCGAUUCGCUGUUGAUGAAGAAAAUGGGCCUCCGUUAUCAGGAUGUCAGGAGCACUACAAACUUUGUCGAGACCGAGGAUAUCAAGGCCAAGAGGUGGCGCUACCUUCAAGAGCGACGGUCCGACAGGCAUAAGGACGCCGUGUUUGUAUAUUUGGACAAGCCCUAA